Psammomys obesus (fat sand rat) is the source of this 984-nucleotide messenger RNA. Its product is annotated as cathepsin 8-like. Gene Ontology annotation, cellular component: lysosome. NCBI's taxonomy places the organism in Eukaryota, Metazoa, Chordata, Mammalia, Rodentia, Muridae. Gene Ontology annotation, biological process: immune response. The record is from RefSeq and is a predicted model, not a curated record. Gene Ontology annotation, molecular function: cysteine-type endopeptidase activity. Bases 1 to 984 code for a protein of 327 amino acids. The transcript is spliced from 7 exons.
AUGACUUUUGCUGUCUUCAUGGCUUUCUUAUGCUUGGGAGUGGCCUCAGCCAUUCCUUCACUGGAUUCUAGCUUGGAUUCUGAAUGGCAGGAGUGGAAGAGGAAACAUGAAAAAAUCUACAGCCCGGAUGAAGAAAGAGGGAAGAGAAUGGUAUGGGAGAAGAAUAUGAAAAUUAUCAAAAUGCACAAUGCAGAGUAUGACGAGGGAAAGCACAGCUUCUCCAUGGGAAUGAACUCCUUUGGUGACUUGACUGAUGAAGAAUUUAAGGAAAUGAUAGCCCGUCCUCGAAUCCCAUAUCCCAGGAGGGGGAAGAGAAUUCAGAAACGUAUGGUUGGUGGUGUUCCCAAAUCUGUGGAUUGGAGAAAGGAAGGUUAUGUGACUCCUGUGCAGCAUCAGGGCAGGUGUAAUUCUUGUUGGGCUUUUUCUGUGGCUGGUGCCAUAGAAGGACAGAUGUUCCGGAAAACAGGAAAACUGGUUCCUCUGAGUGUACAGAACCUAGUGGACUGCGUUAAACCUCAAGGCUGUUCUUCAGGCUCAACAAACUAUGCCUUACAAUAUGUGAAGGACAACGGAGGCCUGGAGGCUGAGAAAACCUACCAAUAUGAAGCAAAGGAAGGGCCCUGCAGGUACCAUCCUGAGCGUUCUGCUGCUAGAAUCACAGACUAUGUGAUUCUCCCAAGGAAUGAAGAAGCCCUAAUGAAUGCUGUGGCAACUAUAGGGCCCAUUUCUGCUGACAUUGAUGCUGCACAUCUUUCAUUCAGGUUCUAUAGGGAAGGAGUUUACUACGAGCCAACUUGCAGCACGGUCCGUGUGAAUCAUUCAGUUCUGGUGGUCGGCUAUGGUGUUGAAGCAAAUGGCACCAAGUACUGGCUACUCAAGAACAGCCAUGGUACAAAUUGGGGCCUGAAUGGAUACAUGAAACUGAUCAAAGACCGUAAAAACCAUUGUGGAAUUGCUUCAUUUGCUAUGUAUCCCACUGUGUGA